Bufo bufo (common toad) is the source of this 2514-nucleotide messenger RNA. It is a transcript of the gene SLC20A1, whose product is annotated as solute carrier family 20 member 1. Gene Ontology annotation, biological process: phosphate ion transmembrane transport. Lineage: Eukaryota; Metazoa; Chordata; Amphibia; Anura; Bufonidae. Gene Ontology annotation, cellular component: membrane. The transcript has 11 exons. Gene Ontology annotation, molecular function: phosphate transmembrane transporter activity. The record is from RefSeq and is a predicted model, not a curated record. The coding region runs from base 449 to 2500 and encodes 683 amino acids.
GCUGCUGGCAAGGAAUGAAUGACAGCUGGGCGGGGCUCAGGCUCCGCCCCCCGGUUGUCUCUUAUAUUGCGCACACGAGGUCGUGGCUCUUAAUAUGGCGCAGGCGAAGAUCUGACAACCGGCUUCUCACCGACUGUCAGGACGCGAAUCUAGGACCUACCGGGCAUCCCGUGAAUGAAGAGUCUGCCGGAUUCCUUGUUUUCUGCAUCAUGGAAGUUUCUUCACCUGUAACCCACCAGAGCCAAAGGACCUCUCAAAAAACAAUUUCCAUACAGAGCAAAUAGCAAAGACUUCAGUCCGAGACUCUCGGCCCCGUUCAGUUUACUGCAUAUUUAAUUUUAUAGUAAUUUAUUGAAUUAUUUUCAUACCUCUACGUUGUUUUGUUUACAUAGUAUUUUAUUUUUUUAUAAUCUAUUUCCACAUUGAGCCAAAAAAAAAAGAGAAAAUUAUGGAAUCGACAACCGUUUUCAGCGUAGUUACCAGUACCAUCGGCAUCCAGGAGGGGGGUCCAAUGUCCGACUACCUGUGGAUGCUGGUGGUGGGCUUUAUCAUAGCGUUUGUGCUGGCUUUCUCAGUUGGUGCCAACGAUGUAGCAAACUCCUUUGGCACGGCGGUGGGCUCUGGUGUGGUGACGUUAAGGCAAGCUUGCAUUCUGGCCUCCAUCUUUGAAACCGUGGGAUCUGUUCUCUUGGGCGCUAAAGUGAGUGAAACCAUCCGGAAAGGACUGAUUGACGUCACCAUGUACAACACGACUCAGCAGCUGCUAAUGGCGGGUUCCAUCAGCUCCAUGUUUGGCUCUGCUGUGUGGCAACUUGCAGCUUCCUUCCUGAAACUGCCGAUCUCUGGGACACACUGCAUUGUUGGAGCCACGAUCGGCUUCUCUCUGGUGGCUAAAGGACAGGAGGGCGUGAAAUGGACGGAGCUGCUUCGAAUCGUGCUGUCCUGGUUCAUCUCUCCUCUGUUGUCCGGCAUCAUGUCUGCUCUGCUGUUUUUCCUUGUAAGAAGGUUCAUUCUUCGCAAGCCUGACCCUGUACCCAAUGGACUGCGUGCCCUGCCAGUGUUCUACGCCUGUACGAUCGGCAUAAACCUGUUCUCCAUCAUGUACACCGGCGCACCUCUGCUUGGAUUUGACAAGAUUCCCCUGUGGGGCGUCAUCCUAAUCUCUGUGGGUUGUUCUGUGAUUUGCGCCCUGGUCGUGUGGUUCAUAAUCUGUCCCAGGAUGAAGAAGAAGAUAGAACGUGAAAUGAAAUCCAGUCCGUCAGAAUCUCCCUUGAUGGACAAAAAGAAUAUGGACCAAAGCCACAUCCUGAAUCCAGAACCAGAUGUGAAAUUGCCUAUCGAGUGCGGUAUCUCUACAGAGACCAAGGUGCCCAUUUUGGACAUGGUGUCUGCGCCAUCACGGGCUGCAGAGGAGCGGACAGUGAGCUUCAAGAUGGGUGACUUUGAAGUCCCAGAGAGGGAGAAGUGUCGGAGCAUGGAGACCAACAUUGACCAGCCAGUAAAUGCCGUGCAGUUGCCAAAUGGAAAUCACGUACAAUUCAACCAGACCGUUAGCAACCAGAUGUCUUCGAACGGGCAGUAUCAUUAUCACACCGUGCACAAAGAUUCUGGUCUGUACAAAGAUCUGCUGCACAAACUGCACUUGGCCAAAGUGGGAGACUGCAUGGGAGACUCCGGUGAGAAGCCGCUGCGCCGCAACAACAGCUACACCUCCUACACCAUGGCGAUCUGCGGGAUGCCUCUGGAUUCCUUCAGGAACAAGGAGGCAGAGGCACGCCCAGAGGAGGCUGAAAAACUAACCUGGCCCGGAGCUGAUGGGAAGAAGCGCACUCGCAUGGACAGCUACACCAGUUAUUGUAACGCAGUGGCAGACACACACCAGGAUGUUGGCGCAGAAGGACAUGAAGAAGUUUGUGCAGUAGAGGAGGCUGCCAACAUGAAAAGCAGCAACUCCUCACUAGAAGAAUGGCAUGAUAAAGACAAGCCCGAGGUGUCUCAGCUCUUCCAGUUCUUACAGAUCCUUACUGCUUGCUUUGGCUCUUUUGCACAUGGUGGGAAUGAUGUCAGCAACGCCAUUGGUCCUUUGGUUGCACUUUGGCUGGUUUAUGAGACUGGAGAUGUAACCACCAAGGCUGAGACCCCUAUUUGGCUGCUCCUCUUCGGAGGGAUUGGUAUCUGUAUUGGUCUCUGGGUUUGGGGACGAAGGGUUAUGCAGACAAUGGGCAAAGAUCUGACCCCAAUUACCCCCUCAAGUGGUUUCAGCAUUGAGUUGGCAUCUGCCUUGACAGUUGUAAUUGCUUCAAACGUUGGUCUCCCCAUCAGCACGACGCACUGUAAGGUUGGGUCUGUUGUAUCCGUUGGAUGGCUUAGAUCCAAAAAAGCAGUGGACUGGCGUCUCUUCAGAAAUAUCUUCUUGGCUUGGUUUGUCACCGUGCCAAUUUCGGGCCUCAUCAGCGCUGGCAUCAUGGCACUCUUCAAGUACGCAAUCCUUAAAGUAUGAUUUGAUGCUGAAUU